Messenger RNA from Alternaria alternata, 2145 nucleotides. RefSeq lists its product as hypothetical. The transcript is spliced from 2 exons. Gene Ontology annotation, biological process: mRNA splicing, via spliceosome. Gene Ontology annotation, cellular component: nucleus. Bases 85 to 1794 code for a protein of 569 amino acids. NCBI's taxonomy places the organism in Eukaryota, Fungi, Ascomycota, Dothideomycetes, Pleosporales, Pleosporaceae. The record is from RefSeq and is a predicted model, not a curated record.
ACGCGAACCCGAAGACGCCUGCGAAAGGCUUGGCACGUCUUUUGCGAAUCCCGACUUUGUACCAAACUCUCCACUCGGCGCACAAUGAACAACUCGCAAUUCCGACGACUGCUCGUCGAAACACCAAAGCCUCAAGAUGGCGACAAGGGCAAAUCUCCCGCGGCCGCAACGCCGAGGGCAGUGCUGGGCGCACGCAAGCACUCCAGCAUACCAAUGACACCCCGCCAGGUAGGCAAGGGGUCAGUCCAGUCAGACUUUGCGCGCCAACUUGCCGAACGCAACGCGAAGAACAACCCGCAGAAGAAGACGAGAAACAUAGUACCAAAAGGGACGAAGCUCGCCGCAGGCUACACCGACCGUACCAAGGCAUACACCGAUGAGGAAGACAACGAGAUUGCGAAACGCGUCAAGAACCUCGAGGAGUCUAUGAAGAAAGGCGAGAUUGACCGUGAGACAUUUGAGAAUCUUGUGCAAGAGAUUACAGGCGGUGAUGUUGGGACCACACACUUGGUCAAGGGCCUGGACAGGAAGCUCCUCGAGCGAGUAAGGCGGGGUGAGGAUGUUCUGGGUGGCCAAGACAAGAAGGAGGAAGAGGUGGAAGACGAGCAGGCAGAAGAGGCACCAGAAGUCGAGGACGCGUUCGAUGAGCUGGCAGAAGCGGAUGUCGGGCCCAUUACGCGCGAGAAGGUCGAGAAGAAAGGCGAGAAGAUGACAUCACCACGGCCUGUUGCUGGCGUCAAGAGGAGCCGAAACGACAUCCUGAAGGACCUUAAGAGACAACGAAAAGAUGCUGCUGCUGCCGCGGCGGCUGAGCACGAGAAAAGGUUUCCUACUUUGGGGCCAGGCUUCCGCAAGAUAAAUGCACAAGGCGAGACACACCGUAUCGAGACGGAUGAAAAGGGCCGCGAGGUAUUAAUCAUCACGGGUCCAGACGGCAAGGAGAAACGGAAGGUCAAGAAGCAGAAGGUUGAGGAGCCAGCGCCUGAAGUACGUCAUGAUCUAGAUGACGCGAGCAAACCGAUCAACAUGCACAACCUCCCUGCGCCGAAGAAGGAAGAGUCAGAAGACGAGGAUAUAUUCCAAGGCGUAGGAUCUAAUUACAAUCCGCUCGCCAACUUUGAUGACUCAGAAGACGACGAAGAUGAACAAGAAGAAGAGAGAGAAGCAAAGCCGCAGCCGCCUGCUGUACCCAAGUUCGAUACUACAACUGCAGAAUCACACUUAGAAGGUGAGGUGUCUUCUCCUGAAACAGAAGAAGACGCGCCCGCGAAACCCAAAGAGAGCGCGCCCGCUGCACCCACAAAACGAGACUACUUCGCAUCCACAGCCCGCAGCACCUCCAGCACAAAAGAACCAUCUGACCUCUCCGCCGCCGACGCCACCGUCCGCGCCGCCCUUGCCAAAGUCCGCAACCUCGACGACAACUCCGCACUACUACAAAACCUUGGCUCUACCGACCCCAACGAUCCGGCCUCGAAAGAGGCGCGUCUCAAGAAACGUGCUGCGGAGCUUGCCGCGUCGGAUCGCGACAUGGAAGACAUGGACAUGGGCUUCGGAGCAUCGCGGUUCGACGAUGCCGAGGAAAUGGAGAGGGAGGGCGAGAAGGUCAAGUUUAGUCAGUGGAAGGGACUGGGCGCUGAAGGCGACGAUGAUGAUGACGAUGCGGGUGGCAAGGGAAAGAAGGAGAAGAGGAAGAGGGGAGGGAAGAAGCGAAAGGGAGAUAAGAAUAAUGCGGAUGAUGUUCUUAAUGUCAUGGAGAGGCAGAAGGAGAAGAAGACCAAGACGCUUGGUUGAGAGAGAGAGUGAGAGGUAAGAAACGGAUCUGUAGCACUGGGUGCUGUAUCGUUUCUUCAACGUCCAUGUCACACGCGAGUUCUACACGCAGAGUGCAAGUAAAGCCAUAUCAUCAUCGAUUACAUUAAAGAAUCCAUCUACCCAUCAUGCUAAACAUGUACAUAAACAUUCAUAACCGCGUGGUAUCUUUGCAAUCUAAUUAACGUCUAGUCCGUCAAAGUUCUCUUUAGAAAAAGAAAAACGCCUAAUACUCCAUGCUCAUACUCCAAAACGUUGAAAAGAGAAAGGCGUUCAAUCCCUCAAACAUGGCAAUUACUCCCUCUUCACAGACUCACUCACUCACUCGUCCUC